CCGGCUCUUGAUCGCCGAAAGCAGCUUGAAAUUGUCCUGCGAAUUGGUCGCCAGAGCCUUCUUCACCAGCAGCUCUCUGUCCGUCUUUUUCAAUUUAUGCAAAUCGAUGGUCUCGGCGUCCUCCUCAGCACCGCGUACCUGCCCCGCUUCUCCGACGGAAGCCUGGCGAUUGCUUCCAGAAUCAGCUCGUCCUCGUCGUCCCUCGCCGCCGACGAGGUCUCCGCCCCGCUCCCGGCGAACGAGUCGAUUUCCAGCUCGAACAACGACGGCUCGCCCAUCUCCAUUUGCCUACACGCCGGCAGCGGCCGGGGAGGGUUUAAUUCG
Messenger RNA from Linum tenue, 324 nucleotides. The record is from the annotation of a GenBank genome assembly. Lineage: Eukaryota; Viridiplantae; Streptophyta; Magnoliopsida; Malpighiales; Linaceae.